This is a messenger RNA of Durio zibethinus, 1924 nucleotides long. The record is from RefSeq and is a predicted model, not a curated record. NCBI's taxonomy places the organism in Eukaryota, Viridiplantae, Streptophyta, Magnoliopsida, Malvales, Malvaceae.
AGCCUGUGGGGAAUACCAGUUUUUGUCCUCUUCAAAGAUGCAAGGUACAGUAUCAACCUUCUGCUUUCGCAUUGCUGUGUAACAGAUGUCGAGGUACUUUAGAUCUGGUAUUAAUGGAUUAUAAAUUAAUAUGUUUCACAAUGGUAAUUUCAUUGUUUAGGUGCUGUCUUCUCUUUAGUGUUUCAUAUAAUGUUCGUUGAAAUCUCAAGGGAGAAACCUUUCAUGUUAUUUGGCUAAUUUUUGGUCCCUAAUUUACUUUAGGCUUGUCUUCAAAAUGGAUUCACUUGGCCUGGAGAUACUAAGGAUCGCAUUCCCCGCUGCCUUGGCCUUAGCUGCUGAUCCCAUCGCUUCUCUAAUUGACACGGCAUUCAUUGGCCGUAUAGGACCCGUGGAGCUAGCUGCUGUAGGAGUUUCUAUUGCUAUAUUCAAUCAAGCAUCAAGGAUUACCAUUUUCCCGCUGGUUAGCAUAACAACUUCUUUUGUUGCUGAAGAAGAUACUCUUGGAAAAAUUAGCCCUGAAGCGGCAAAAUGUGAGGAUCUGGAGAAGAGUAGGCACAAAAACAAUGAAAUGAAAGAGUUGACGACAGAAGAUGUAGUGCCUGAGAACUUGGAAAAGGGUUCAAACACAAGUACAUGCAAGUCCUCCUCUGAAAUUGCUAGCAAAACUGAAAAUAUUGAAGUGAAAAAGGGGAAAAGACAUAUCCCUUCAGCGUCAACAGCAUUGAUUCUUGGUUCAAUACUUGGUCUCCUGCAAGCUAUAUUCCUUGUAUUUGGAGCAAAAACUCUCCUGCGUGUUAUGGGUGUCAAACAUAAUUCCCCUAUGCUAAAGCCAGCACUAAAGUACUUGACUUUGAGAUCACUAGGCGCUCCUGCAGUUCUUCUCUCUUUGGCCAUGCAGGGGAUUUUCCGGGGAUUUAAGGAUACAAAAACACCUUUAUAUGCUACUGUUGCAGGAGACCUAACAAAUAUCAUUUUGGACCCAAUAUUUAUCUUUGCCUUACGACUAGGAGUCAGUGGUGCAGCCAUAGCACAUGUCCUUUCUCAGUAUUUGAUUUCGGUUAUCCUCUUGUGGAGGUUAAUGAAACAAGUUAAUCUUUUACCUCCAAAUAUGGAAGACCUGCAAUUUGGAAAAUUUCUUAAAAAUGGUUUUCUAUUAUUAGCAAGAGUAAUAGCAGUCACAUUCUGUGUGACAUUGGCAGCAUCAAUGGCUGCUCGGCUUGGUUCAACGCCUAUGGCCGCAUUUCAGAUUUGCUUACAGGUCUGGAUGACAUCAUCUCUUCUUGCUGAUGGUCUAGCUGUUGCUGGACAGGCAAUUCUUGCUUGUGCAUUUGCUGAGAAGGACUACAGGAAGGUGACAGCGGCGGCAUCUCGGGUAUUGCAGAUGAGUUUUGUCCUUGGUGUGGGGCUUGCUAUUGUUGUUGGAGUUGGUUUGUACUUUGGGUCAGGAAUCUUUUCGAAAGAUGCUAGCGUUCUGCACCUUAUCAGUAUAGGAGUACCGUUUGUAGCAGCUACACAGCCAAUCAACUCAAUAGCUUUCGUUUUUGACGGUGUCAACUUCGGAGCAUCUGACUUUGCAUACACAGCUUACUCCAUGGUAUUAGUAGCUGGAGCGAGCAUUGCAGCAUUAUUCCUUCUCUACAAAAGCAACGGUUUUAUAGGAAUCUGGGUUGCAUUAACCAUUUACAUGGCUCUGCGAUGCUUAGCUGGUGUUUGGAGGAUGGGGACUGGAACUGGACCUUGGCGCUUCCUAAGAAAUCGAUCCAUGCCAUAGGAUUUGGAAUUCCAAGAAGUCAUUAUUGUUUUGUUUAUAUUUCUGGUUUAUGCAACUAUAUUGCUCCCUUGUCGUUUGCAUGAUGGUGGUUCGUUCCUUUCUAACAAAUUAUUAGAUGUUUUUUUUCUUAAUUACCCCCUUUUUAGAAGGGUA